AUGACGAUUCCCGUCGAUUCGUCGAAAGCCGUCGCUGCUUCUGCUUCUACCAAAAGACCGGCAGCAGAAACGAGUUGCUCCGCAGCCGCGACUCCCGCGCGCUUCGCAACACCUCCCCCUCCCUCCGACCGAGGACACCUCGAGAACCGCCAGCAUCUGGAGAACGCGAACCAGCGCAAGAUGCAUCAUAGCAGGAGACCCAGCGAGUCAGUUCGUGCCAAUAACUUUGAUGCCGAUGCCGUCGACAGUGCAUUACUCCGGGAAAUGCAGCACCGGUCACAACGAGAAAGCACCCCAGGUGCCAGUCCACAUCGAAAGCGCCAGAGGAUAAAUGGCGACAGAUUCAUCCCCACGCGGACUGGCCAAGAUCUUCAAGCUAGUUUUAGCUUGCUCCAUGAAGAUGGCUCUCCGGCGACGCCAUCUAAGCAAAAGAAGCGCACCCCCCAUGGAGAGCUUCAUUUCCAAAGGACCGAGGAAGCCAAUCGUACAUUCUCGACCCUGCUCCGCGCCGAACUCUUCGAGGGCUCAAUACCACAGGCAACGCCACCGACUCUGUCUCCAGAUCAUUCUCUAUCUACCGCAUCCCACUCAGCCCACAUUCGGGACAGUACGAGGUCUCGCACGCCACCGAAUAACGCUUCUGCCAACUCUCUGCCAACCUCUCUGACACCGUCCACGCCCCACAAGAACCUAUUCUCUUACAUGUCACCUCGACAGCUCAGCAACGCAGGCCACCUAACACCGUCAAGAACGCCUCAAAGUCGCCAUGGACCCAAUUUGGACACCCGCUCCGAGAUAUAUAGCCUCUCUCCUGUCCGCUUCAACAGCCAACAAUUGUUGCUGAGCCCGCGGCGGCAACCCCGAGCGGUCAGCAAGGUACCUUACAAGGUGCUAGAUGCCCCCGAUCUGGCGGAUGACUUCUAUCUGAACUUGGUUGAUUGGGGUAGUGCCAAUGUGCUGGGGGUAGGCCUUGGAUCCAGUGUGUACAUGUGGAAUGCUCAAACGAGUCGUGUCAACAAGCUUUGCACGCUCGAGGAUGACACAGUAACGAGCGUGUCGUGGAUCCAGAAGGGAACACACAUUGCUAUUGGAACUGGAAAGGGGCUCGUUCAGAUCUGGGAUGCUGAAAAGACAAGACGACUACGGACGAUGACGGGCCACACGGCGAGAGUGGGGUCUUUGGCUUGGAACACCCAUAUCUUGACGUCCGGUUCUCGUGACCGACUGAUAUACCAUCGCGACGUUCGCGCCCCUGAUCAGUGGCUCAGGAAACUCGUCGGCCAUAAGCAGGAGGUUUGUGGCCUGAAAUGGAACUGCGAAGACGGCCAGCUGGCCAGCGGCGGUAACGACAACAAACUCAUGGUCUGGGACAAACUCUCAGAGACCCCGCUUUGGAAGUUCUCGGACCACACAGCUGCUGUCAAGGCCAUUGCCUGGUCACCUCACCAACGUGGGCUGUUGGCUUCAGGCGGUGGAACGGCGGACCGCAGAAUCAUUUUUCACGACACAGUCCGCGGGUCUGUCAUCAACGAGAUCGAUACGGGCAGCCAGGUCUGCAACAUUGCCUGGUCCAAGAACUCGAAUGAAAUCGUUUCGACGCAUGGUUACAGCCAGAAUCAAAUCGUCGUUUGGAAGUAUCCUUCGAUGACACAGGUGGUCAGCCUCACAGGCCAUACCUAUCGCGUGCUAUACUUGGCGAUGAGCCCGGACGGCAGAACGGUCGUAACCGGCGCUGGUGACGAAACUUUACGAUUCUGGAAUGUGUUUGGACGACGACCUGGAGCCAGAGAAGACAGCGACGGCAGCCGACUAUCGGAAUGGGGCGUCAUUCGAUAA
Molecule: messenger RNA, 1836 nt
Organism: Colletotrichum higginsianum IMI 349063
Lineage: Eukaryota; Fungi; Ascomycota; Sordariomycetes; Glomerellales; Glomerellaceae
Product: WD repeat domain-containing protein
Exons: 3
Coding region: 1-1836 (611 amino acids)
Biological process (GO): positive regulation of ubiquitin protein ligase activity; anaphase-promoting complex-dependent catabolic process; positive regulation of anaphase-promoting complex-dependent catabolic process
Cellular component (GO): anaphase-promoting complex
Molecular function (GO): ubiquitin ligase activator activity; protein binding; anaphase-promoting complex binding
Source: RefSeq, a predicted model, not a curated record